ACACACACAGAGGGGAGAGAGCGUUUGUUGCUCCCGUCAUGCUUUGCAGUAGGAAACAGGAAGAAGCGGGAGGCGGCCAGCAGCACAGCGUGGAGCAGAGUGGGAUGCAGACUGAUGGAUGAGGAGGCACCACCCGGGGAGGCAUGGCCACCGUCACCCCCGGGACACCUCCAGGCCGCUGCCUCCUCAGUGAGUCUCUUUUCUUUACCUGAACUGAAAAUCUGAAUAAAAGCCAUGCUGUGGUGUGCAGGCAGAGGAGCAGAGCUGCACACAGAUGGAUGCUGCCGGUGGAUUUAAAGGUACAGUGCAAAUGGAGAACAGCUGACCACCUCAUCACCUUCUUCUCARCUUGCUGUUCCGCUACAAGACAAUGGAUGAGGUCUCCGGGGUGGCAGAAACCCCGCUGGCAACCCCGCCUCUCUUGGAGCGGCGGGUUCACCAGCGGAAGUUAACAGUUUCGGUCCUUAAAUCCAAGCUGAGGCAGGGCAUGACGUGUUCGGGACCGAGAGUCCGAUCCACCCUGACGGGAUUCUUCCCCGUGGUGCGCUGGCUGCCAAAAUACAAGCUCAAAGAGUACAUUUGGGGUGAUAUCAUGUCUGGGCUGAUUAUAGGGAUCAUCUUGGUACCACAGGCCAUUGCCUACUGCCUGCUGGCAGGUGUGCAGCCCAUCUAUGGCUUGUUGACCUCAUUCUACGCCAACAUUAUCUACUUCCUCAUGGGGACAUCCAGACAUGUGUCUGUGGGGAUCUUCAGCCUCAUGAGCCUCAUGAUCGGACAGGUGGUGGUCAGAGAAGUGUUCCUGGCUGGUUUUGAUCUCAACGAGGACCCCACACCAUCUGGUCUUGAUCUUUUAAACGAUACCUUGAACACCAACCUCACUGAAGACCCUGUGCCCACUGUGGAGCUGAGGGGGAUGCGGUGUGGGAAGGAGUGUUACGCCAUCAGCGUCGCUGUUGCUGUUACAUUUCUGGCUGGUAUCUAUCAGAUUUUGAUGGCAGUGUUUCGGCUCGGAUUUGUCUCGGUGUACCUAUCGGGGCCCAUGCUUGAUGGUUUUGCCACCGGAGCCUCUUUCACCAUCCUGACAGUGCAGGCUAAAUACCUGCUGGGUCUGAAGAUCCCUCGCCACCAGGGCUACGGCACAGUGGUCGCCACCUGGAUCGGCAUCUUCUCCAACAUUCACAAGACCAACCUGUGUGACCUGAUCACUAGUGCUAUCUGUAUCACCAUAUUGGUGGCGGCGAAAGAGAUCCAGGACCGCUACAAGGACCGCCUAAAGAUCCCCCUACCAACAGAGCUGGUUGUGGUGGCAGGAGCUACACUGGCCAGUCACUUUGGAGAGUUUAAUGCCAACUACCACUCCAGUGUUUCUGGUCACAUCCCCACAGGGUUUAUUCCUCCUCAGGUGCCUGCUUUCAGUCUGAUGCCACGAGUGGCUCUGGACGCCAUUCCUUUGGCGGUCAUUAGUUUUGCCUUCACGGUGUCGCUGUCCGAGAUGUUUGCAAAGAAAAAUGGCUACACGGUUCGUCCGAACCAGGAGAUGCUGGCCAUCGGCUGCUGUAACGUCAUUCCUUCCUUCUUUCACUGUUUCACCACCAGCGCUGCACUGGCAAAAACCAUGGUGAAGGAUUCAACAGGAUGCAAGACCCAGUUAUCGAGUCUCAUCAGUGCCCUGGUAGUCCUCCUCGUCCUCCUCUUCUUCGCCCCUUUGUUCUCCUCACUCCAGAAAUGUGUCCUUGCUUGCAUCAUCAUUGUUAGCCUUCGGGGGGCGCUGAGGAAAUUCAAGGAUGUUCCAGCGAAGUGGCGGGACAGCCGGAGCGACGCCAUUGUUUGGCUUGUUACAAUGGCAGCCACAGCUCUGAUCAGUGUGGAGCAUGGUUUGAUCAUCGGCAUAAUCUUUUCCAUGAGCUGCAUCAUCUAUAAAACCCAGAAUCCAAAGGUUUCUCUCCUUGGCCGGGUCAGUGACACUGAUCUUUACGAGGAUCUGGAGGAGUACAAGAACCUCACGCCACCGCCUCGAAUUAAGAUCUUCCGCUUUCAGGCUCCUCUGUACUACGCCAACAAGGAAUCCUUCCUCAAAUCGCUCUACAAGGCUGUUGGUGUGGAACCUUUCCUGGAGCUGACUAACCGGAGCAAGGCAGACAAGAAAGGCAAAGACAAAUCCAAAAAGCAAGCCAAAGCAAAUGGGGAGAAAAACAACUGUAACAUUUAUAUAGGGCUGGCUCAAAGAGAGCUGGAGUUCCACACAAUAGUGUUGGACUGUUCUGCUAUUCCUUUUAUAGACUCAACGGGCAUGGCCACGUUUAAAGGGCUGGUUAAGGAGUACAAAGAGAUCGGUGUGAGCGUGAUCCUGGCUGGCUGCAACACAUCAGUUAUUGAUAUUCUGCAAAAGGGACAAUUUUUUGGGAAAGAUGACAACAACAUGAGCAACCUUCUGUUUUACACAGUUCAUGCUGCUGUUCUUCAUGCAAACCAAACAUCCACAGCAGCAGAAAGCAGGGCAGAUGACUCUACAGUGUAGAUUAACRCGAGAGGAAAAAAAAAAGACAUCCAUUUCAAUUUUUAUUCAGUUUUUUUGCUUAAAAGCGAUUUUAGGCCUUACCGAUUGUACAUUACAAUGCUCUUAAUGAUGCCUUGUACGAAAUAUGCUCCAAAAGAACAAAGGAAACAAGAUAGUCUUACAGUGUCUGUGACAUCAAAAAGUAAGUGUAAAUGUAAAACCAUUUUUGUAAAGAUAACAUUGAUAACAUAUUGAAAACAAUUCUUUACACAGCUAAGAUGAACAGAAGUUGAGAUUUUCGCAUGAGAAGUAACAGGAAGUGAUGUCAAAGGGGAAUGUCUGAAUGUGAUCAGAGCAUUGCUACAACAGCUAACACCAGAGUUUGUAGAGAAGAAUCUGAUGUUUCUUCAGGUUAUUAUGACCCCCGUACGCUGCUAACCUUGGACCUUAACCGGCCUUUUAAAACGUUGUCUUAAAGACGAAACACAACCGUGGGGAAAGAGGUUUUAUUUAACAAACAAGAAAACCUUGCUUUUUGAAAAUGGGUCAGUAAAAUGCACUUAUACUCUUGCUSUUAAGAACAACCAGCAGAAAUAUUUUAAAAAGAGGAAAAAAAAGAGAUAUUUUGGUGCUUUUGAAAUAUUGCCAGUUUUUACUGAAUAAUUCGAUGGCAGCAGGUGAUAUCUCGGAUGUAUUUGCUGCCUUGUUUUUCUUGAAUUCAUGUUUUGUCACUAGCAAAGUAAGCUCACACUGCUGUAUUUUUUGGUAAACUGUCAUUGUGUCUUUAUUCCUGCUCAAGUYAUUGUGUUUCUAACAAAACAAUUUUGUAUACAUUGAAGUCAUCUAAUGUCAUUGCAAUAAAAUGUAGAGAGGA
This is a messenger RNA of Austrofundulus limnaeus, 3371 nucleotides long. RefSeq names its product solute carrier family 26 member 1 (gene slc26a1). The coding region runs from base 371 to 2518 and encodes 715 amino acids. Lineage: Eukaryota; Metazoa; Chordata; Actinopteri; Cyprinodontiformes; Rivulidae. The transcript has 8 exons. Gene Ontology annotation, cellular component: membrane. The record is from RefSeq and is a predicted model, not a curated record. Gene Ontology annotation, biological process: transmembrane transport.